CGACCGCACAGCCUCACCAAUAUGAAGUACCAUAUUUUCCUGGGAUUAUUCGCGGUAGCGGCCGCCUACCCUGGCCUCAUUCACGAGGAGUCCCCGCAGCUCGACCACCAAGGCUUAAUCGGAGAAACGGGACACCAUCAUCAGAUCCAACACGAACACGCCAAGUCACACCAGUCCAUAAAAUUUGAACAUUUCCAUCCCGUCCCCGUGUACAUCAAGAAGGAGCACAGCCAUCUUCUGCACCACCCUCUCGAGAAGGGCCAAAGCGAGUCAAACUUAAAACAGAUUCACCCUGAAACCCAACAAGCUCAUGGUUACGGGCUAGUUCUGGAAGACCACAGGCUUAAUACUGACCACCUCGCCGGUAACCUUGGUCAUGGAGACUACUCAGCUGGUAUAGAGCAUGGAGGUAUCCAGCAUGGAGGUCUCGAGCAAGGAGGUCUCGAGCAUGGAUCUCUUUCCCAAGGGUUACAACAUGGAGGCUAUGAACAGUUUGCAGGAGGCUACGAGAGCAACGAAGGUCUAAAAGCUUAUGCUGAAGCUCAACCUGAGUUGGGACAUUAUGGAGGUCAAAUACAGGUCUCGGGAGGCAGUGAAGAAAGUCACGGAUACGGUCACUAUCAAUAAUAAUAUAGAUAUUACUCAGGGCACACAGUGAAUUAAUUAAUCUAAUUACAUAUGUAAUGUCUUGCCUUUUGGUAUUACUAAGAUAAGUCUGUGUAAAAGCUUAAAUAUGUGAUCUUCGUGUGAAACGUACCUGAUCAAAACUGAUUAGAAAUUUACAGUGCAGAGCGCACAUGACACUAAUUUGGUAUUAUAAUGUAUGCUAAGUCAAUCUAUACUUGAUAAGUGUUGGAAAAUUGUGUGUUCCUUUCAUUUGUCCCGAAUGUUAUGUGAAUUUGAGUAUUAUAAUGGGUUGACUCCCAGUGAAUUUGUGAUAUGUUAUUAAAUUGUUAAAUAAUUUGUA
This is a messenger RNA of Pieris brassicae (large cabbage white), 967 nucleotides long. It is a transcript of the gene CPG9, whose product is annotated as cation channel sperm-associated protein 1. Bases 22 to 627 code for a protein of 201 amino acids. NCBI's taxonomy places the organism in Eukaryota, Metazoa, Arthropoda, Insecta, Lepidoptera, Pieridae. The record is from RefSeq and is a predicted model, not a curated record. The transcript is spliced from 2 exons.